Anisakis simplex (herring worm) is the source of this 423-nucleotide messenger RNA. The record is from the annotation of a GenBank genome assembly. Lineage: Eukaryota; Metazoa; Nematoda; Chromadorea; Rhabditida; Anisakidae.
AUGGCCGCGUUAGUAGAGGCCACCCGAUACAGUCAUCCUCAGAGACACGGUUCGAUUAGGUCAGGCGAAGGGUCGGGCGCAGUCCUCCGCCCUCAAGACGUCAACCUCCCCCAACCCAUAGUCACUCGAGCUGUUCAGCUAGUGAACGGUCGUUUGGACUUCGUUGUUUUCCAACUGAAUACGCUCGAUUUGAAGAGGGUCGGGCGAGAGGGCCAAAACGAAACGAAGGCUGGAGCGGGGGGUGCGGUGGAGGGUGGGGGCGAUACGACUGGUCAGUCGACGUCAGAGCUGAAGAACUUCGUUUGGAUACAGCAUGGAGUACAACUGUAUAAACCGGGUGCAUUCUAUGAAAAUUAUGAUUCGGUUGUGGAUUUGAAUCCGGACGCGUAUCGUUUGUUGAUGGGUUUGUUGUUGACGCGGUAG